ACUGCAAAGAGUUAAUAAAGUUUAGUAUCUAAUGAAACUAUGACUAUACGGUGUUGUACCAUGCAAGUGUACAUGCCCUUGGUGUUUUUAAUUUGUUUCAAUGUAAUAUCUCAAACAAUUUCAGUAUUUAGGUGGAAGUUCCGAUCAACUUCCUAAAUCUUAUUAAGCAUUUCCUGGAAACCAACGCAUCUCUCGCGUUUGCCAGCAAAAACGACCGUAAGGUAACUCGGAGAACCUUAAUAUAGGACUGAAGAAAACCGCCAAAAUAAGGGUAAAUCUUCUGGUUAUCCGUUGACUUACAACUUCUACAGCCAAUAAUCAUCCGCCAUGUGUCUAUUAGGCAUGUGUAGAAAAAAGAAAUAGACAAGAAAUAGAGAAAGAGCCUUUGGACACAUUUUGAAGUUUCACUUUUUUUUUUUCCUUGCGUUACCUUCCUCUUCAGCUAGCUGACACAUAACAAAACACGAAACAAGAAAAUAACAAAAGAAUUAGAGAAAAGCCUUUUGAUUUUAUUUUUUAUUGAAACAAUUUGGAAACACACAUUUCGUUCUAAAGUUUGUAGCCAGAAACUCAUAGCUCUUGGAAAUCUUUAUGAUUCGAAUUCUUUGUUAAUAGAGUUUUAUCUCCUCCCAUAACAUGUAUGCAUCUGCAAGUUGAAGAUUACCUCAACAAUGAAGGGUUUCUUAAAAGGGUUGAGGUACAUUGCUCGUAUCUUCGAAGAUGAGAAGGAACCAGAGAUACAGAUUGGAAACCCGACCGAUGUCAAACAUGUUGCUCAUAUAGGAUGGGAAGGGCCCUCUGCUACGACCCCAAGCUGGAUGCAUGAGUAUAAGUCUCCAGUGGCGGAGUCAAAAGGAAGUUCCAACAAGAAAGAGAAGCAAAAGAACAAGGGGAGGCGUAAAUCAUCUACAAACACAAACAACUCACCUUCAGAGUCUCCAUCAAGAGUGGGCGGAUCAACGAGGCCAUCAAAACGCAGAACGGGUAAGCAGAGAGAGCAGAGCACGGGUGAAGGGUCAGAGUCAGGUACAGGGAUAGACUUACCUCAACAGAAUGAUCAGUCCUUGGGACAGAAAAAAUCGAGGCAGAAACGGUCAAGAGGUGGAGGAGGACGAGGCGGAGAACCUUCUCAAUCUGCUGGACCUGCAAAGUCAAAAGAAACAGAUAUAUCUGUGCGGGCGGUUUUACCUUGUGUGGGUCUUGGAAGUUCUACAGGAAGAUGAGAGGUGAGAAAAGGAGAGUUUUUCUUGAUCAAGUUUAGACUAGAGUGGUGGUUUUGUUUUUCUUCUCAUCAUCUACAUACCUUUUCCUUUUCUGAUCUCCAUUUUGUUGGAGUUGCAUUUGUAUAACAAGACCAAUGUUUUUGUCAAGUGAUUUACAAGAAAAGAGAACCCUAUGAUGAUAAUGAAUCUGGAUGUGUGACUUAUGCUUUUUGCUUAAUGAUUUUGGUUGCUCUAUAGAAUAUUCCGUCACCUUUAUAUUGUGUUUGAUUCUUGAAAUGAUUUAAAUCUUGUUAUACUAGUAUUUUUUUUUGUUUAGAAAAAAAAAGAAACUAGUAUUCGCUUUCUAGUUUUUUUUUCUGAGGUUAGUUCGCAGAUUCACUCAACAAAAGGUGUUAUUCUAUUAGUAUAAGAAUUGAGUCUAACAUCAUUAGACUUGAAUUGUUUGUUGAGUUUACAUAUGUUAUGGACUUAUGGUAGUCUUCUUUUUGAAUGUCAAGCAAGACUUUUUUGCAAAGCUUUUAACACAAAAGCAAAAAAAAACUGUUUAGAUACUAAAACUUAAACUUGUUUAAAAUAAUUAUUAGGUAUACAAACGAGACACCAUUAAAUGAUCACAUAUCUGAAUAAUGUAUUUAAAUCUAGAUAAACAAAUAUUAGUUUCAUGAUAAUAUUCAUGAACUAGUAAAUUUUAUGUUGAUAACACCAUCAACAUAAUUCUGAAUAAUGACAUUGUGUUGUCAAAAAAGAAUGAAAAAAGAACUUUCAAAAUGACAUUGCUUGAAAUGGCAUUUGAGUCUUUGACUCAAACAUGUAUAUUUUGGAUUAAAAUUAUUAUUGUUAGAUAUUAUGUAAUGUGUCCGUC
Molecule: messenger RNA, 2085 nt
Organism: Brassica napus (rape)
Lineage: Eukaryota; Viridiplantae; Streptophyta; Magnoliopsida; Brassicales; Brassicaceae
Product: CRIB domain-containing protein RIC5-like
Exons: 5
Coding region: 672-1223 (183 amino acids)
Source: RefSeq, a predicted model, not a curated record